Bombina bombina (fire-bellied toad) is the source of this 3022-nucleotide messenger RNA. It is a transcript of the gene CDC42EP3, whose product is annotated as CDC42 effector protein 3. The record is from RefSeq and is a predicted model, not a curated record. Lineage: Eukaryota; Metazoa; Chordata; Amphibia; Anura; Bombinatoridae. The transcript is spliced from 2 exons. Bases 515 to 1285 code for a protein of 256 amino acids.
GUGCGGAUGCUGCUGCUGUUGCUGUGUCUUUGCCUCAUACAGAAGGGAGGUGUCUGAAGGAAGCAGCUGCCCUCCUUCCCCCUGCCUUUAAUGCUGAUGCUUCAUUCACUGCUACCAGACUGUGGAAAGACUGUUACUGCCGCUGGACUGGACGCAUUAUAAACCCAUCCUGCUAAAUCCAUUUUUUUUCCAAAAGGAAAUCUGAACAUAAAGAAACAAGUCGCUUUAUGGUUAUUUUAUACGAGUGAAGAUAUUUGUUUGCAGCCAGCUCCUGAAGAUCAGGCCUUGUGUUGUGGAAUCAAGAACAGAACGUUGUCAUACAGCCUGUGAAAGAUUCUAAAGCCUAUACUUGACACAUCUUAAAGGUUUUUCAUCUACAGGACAGAGUACAAAAAAAUAUAAGUAAAAAGAAUGAAACAAAAAGUGUGAUGAGCAAAGGCAAUAAUGUGAAAUUACCAUAACAGUACAAGCCUGAAGAUAUUAUAUUUUGUGUACAAGAGUUGUUGUUUUCAAGAUGCCAGCAAAGACACCAAUUUACCUAAAAGCUGGAAAUAGCAAAAAGGGGAAAAAAUUUAAAUUGAGGGAUAUACUGUCCCCGGACUUGAUCAGCCCACCUCUAGGGGAUUUUCGCCACACAAUACAUAUUGGGAAAGAUGGACAACAUGAUGUGUUUGGUGAUAUUUCUUUUCUGCAAGGGAAUUAUGAGCUUUUACCUGGUAACCAAGGAAAACACAAAAAUGGUCAUUAUAACGGACACAAUGAAUUCUUCAGAGCCAAUAGUACCUGUGACUCUAUGUUUUCAGAAACUUCAUCACCUGUUCUCAAAAAUGCUAUCUCUCUGCCCACAAUUGGUGGUUCUCAAGCUUUAGUCCUGCCUCUGUUAUCUACAAUGACAUUUAAUUCAAGAAGGGACUCAUUUAGCCCUUCAAAGUUACCAAGGCUUAGCUGUGAGCCUGUGAUAGAAGAAAAACUACUGGAGAAACAUCAACCAUAUGAAAAUGGCCACCGAUACGAACAUGAAAGCUCAUGGAAAGUCAGUGGUUCAGCAUCAUGCUCAACAAAUGGAAGGUCAAGUCAUUCCUCAAGUCUUUCAGAACAAUAUAAUGAUUGGCAAGCAAUUGACUUAUUUGAAGACAGCCAGAUACCAUGUGAGAUAGAAAGCUCAGAUUUAAAACAGGAAGAGUCACUUUCUGACAUUGCUGGUUCUCUUCUUACUCUUCAGCUUGAUUUGGGACCUUCUCUCUUGGAUGAGGUUCUUCAUGUAAUGGACAAAGAUAAGGCCUAAACGAUUGUCAUUUAACAUUCACAACAUGGUACAUUCAUGAUGAAAUUUGGCAACUAUUACAUGGCAGGAUAUACUUUUUUUUCUUAGUUUUUUAAUAUCUUCUAAGAUAUUUGCUCCCAGCAUGCUUUUUGAUGGUUCAUAUGGAGUGCCUAACUAAAACAACUAAACAUUUUAUUAAAAUUUUUAGUAUUUGUCUUAUUUUUUGAACACUUGUUAAUAUUCUCAGUAAGUAUGUGUUCCUUAUCACCAAUAUUCAUGAACAGGUUAUAAAGAAUAUAUUUGCAUAAGGCAUUUUAUAAGAACAAGUAAUGAUAGAACUCCAUUAUUAAUAAUGCAUUGACUUACACUAGCUUCCUUCUUUUUACAUUUUUCGUGUGCCAUCCCAUAAUUGUAUUAUACAUGAAAUACAGGUGCAAAUGUUUCAGAAUUUGCUGUGCGUCCCACAAAAUAUCCAUCAAGAUAAAUUUUAAACAAUAAUAUAUAGCUACACAGAACAUUGCUAUGACCAUAUCUAAAUUAUUUCCAUUUGAAUAUCGUUUUAUGUGCCUUUGUAUUUUUACAGCAAAAUUUGAACUUUAUAGACAUUUUAUCACCAUUUUUUAUUGCUUGCAGAUUUCAUUGCAGGUUUAUUGUAUAUUUUUGUGAGUGCUCAAGAAAGUAUAUAUAUAUAUAUAUAUAUAUAUAUAUAUAUAUAUAUAUACUUUUUUUUUUAUCAACGUCAUUCAAAUGCUUAAGGCUAUAUAUGUUUCAUUUGUAAACAAAGCACUGUUUUCCGCACAUUAAUAAAUAAAAGGGUAAAUGCUAAAUUAUCGGUUUGUUUAAAAUAUGACUAUUUUAAAAUUCAUUAUUUAAGGACAUUUUUUUGUAGGAAUUGAAAGGGAUAUGAAACCCAAAACGUAUUUUGUGAGUAUUCAAAUAAAAAAAAUAAAAAAAUUCAAUUUACUCCUAUUAUCAACUUUUCUUCAUUCCCAAUCUUAUUGUUUGUUGAAAAGAUAGCAAAACCAGAAGAACUUCCCCAAUCCCAGGCUAAAAAAUACACUUUAUUAAAGCAAAUUAAAAAUAUCCAUGCAUAUGAAAGAACAAUUCCAUUAACAUCUCUGACGCGUUUCGCACCUUUCACGGGCACUUACUCUAUGAAUGUAUUUUUUUGCCUUGGAUUGCGGCAGUUCUUUUGGUUUUGCUGUACUUUGGCGGCCAGAGUCCACCUACACAGCCUGCACCCUGUUUAGUAUUUAAUGUGAUCCAGCAUAGGCGGUUCAGUAGCCAUGGAUUUCUAUUUAUUUGUUGAAAAGAUACCUAGGUAGGUGUUUAGUGCAUGUUAUGAUAGAAAAUAAUGCUGCCAUCUAGUGCUUUUGCAAAUGGUCAAUAUUCUUGCAAAACUGCUGCCAUAUAAUGCUACUGAGCUUACCUCCCUGCUUUUUAGCAAAAGAUACCAAGAGAAGAAAGAAAAUUUGGUAAUAGAAGUAAAUUAGAACGUUGUUUGAAACUGCAUUCUCUGUCUGAAUCAUGAAAUAAAUAGUUUGGGUUUUAUGUCCCUUUAAGGAUAUAAAAGAACAUAUUCAAACUUCCAGCAAUAUGGUAAGAAGUGUUUGUUAGAUUUAGCCUUGUCACUUUAAGUACACAAAUAAAGCACUUGUAAUAUUGUUUGCAUUAUACAUUUAAAUGCAAUACUGAUGUCAUAUGUUGAAAAUGUUUAAAUAUAUUGUGAAAUAAAUUGACUUAUACAGUUAAAUAGAA